ACCCCCCACUUAUUUAAUAGCAGCACCACCUUCACAAAUCAACACGCACUAUUACAACUUCUCUCUCUAGCUCAGAAUCUGAUUCUUCUUAUCAAACCCUUUUUGUAGCAGAGAGAAAUGGAAACAGGCGGAAAAAUGAAGAAAGGUGCUGCUGGAAGGAAGGGAACCGGUCCGAAGAAGAAACCGGUUUCCCGGUCAAUGAAAGCCGGCCUGCAGUUCCCCGUCGGUAGAAUCGGUCGGUAUUUGAAGAAGGGACGGUAUUCUCAGCGAGUCGGAUCCGGUGCUCCAGUUUACAUGGCUGCUGUUCUCGAGUACCUCGCAGCUGAGGUUCUUGAAUUGGCUGGAAAUGCUGCAAGAGACAACAAGAAGAACAGAAUUAUUCCAAGGCAUUUGCUACUUGCUGUGAGGAACGACGAAGAGCUGGGUAAGCUUCUUGCUGGUGUAACAAUUGCACAUGGUGGAGUGAUACCAAACAUCAACCCUGUUCUUCUUCCUAAGAAAUCCGAAAAGGCUGCUGCUGCAGAGAAAUCCCCCAAAUCCCCGGCAAAGGCGACAAAGUCUCCUAAGAAGGCUUAAAUCAUAAGUUUGUUUAGAGUGUCCAAAGGGAUUUGUUGUUGUGCAGGAGUUUGAGUUCUUGUGUAUGUAAUUGGGAUGUUGAUGUUAGAGUAUGUAGGGAAAAAAGGCUGUUGUUUAUAACUGGAUUAAUCCCUUUGUACUACUUGUUUGACUGUUUUUCUUUAUUAGAGUUGUCUUCAUUUUGAAUUAAAUUGAAAAAACUAUUGCUGCUUAGUUU
This is a messenger RNA of Erythranthe guttata (spotted monkey flower), 793 nucleotides long. Its product is annotated as histone H2A. Gene Ontology annotation, cellular component: nucleosome. Gene Ontology annotation, molecular function: structural constituent of chromatin; DNA binding; protein heterodimerization activity. Lineage: Eukaryota; Viridiplantae; Streptophyta; Magnoliopsida; Lamiales; Phrymaceae. The record is from RefSeq and is a predicted model, not a curated record.